This is a messenger RNA of Gryllus bimaculatus (two-spotted cricket), 726 nucleotides long. The record is from the annotation of a GenBank genome assembly. NCBI's taxonomy places the organism in Eukaryota, Metazoa, Arthropoda, Insecta, Orthoptera, Gryllidae.
AUGGCGUGGGCGGGCCCGCCAUUCGCUUGGGAAGCACGCAGGCGCUUGGCAGCGCGGCCCUGCCCACCUGCCGCUCGCCGCGGUGGCCGGGUCCUUGAUCCGGGGCCCGGGCCGGCACCGCGGGCGUGGGCGGGCGGGCGGCGCGGGCGACGGCCGUUUCCGGCCACCGCCUCCUCCUCGCCCCUCGGCCAGGUGACGUCCACUCCCCCCGCCCCGCCGCCCAGCUCACGCGCGCACGGCCACGCGCAGACGCCGGCGCCGGGUCUGACACGGAACACAUCACUCCAGUUUUUCUUAUAAGAAGAUGGCAUUGCAAAACCUAUUGAAUCACAUACGGCUGACAACACAAACAACAGAUUGUUGGUUAUUUGUUGAAACUGUAUGUGGCUGGCCUCAUGGCCUUAAGAAGUAGAGAUGGUAGAUUUGAGCUAUUGCUAAAACUGCGUAAUAUUACCAAAAACCGAAAAAAAUUGAAUUUAUGUUACUAAUGAAUGUUUGACGGUCGAUGCAAUUUAUUUCAAAAGAUUUUCAAUCUGCAAAAAGAUGCGAAAUGGAUCGUAAAAUCCGAAACCACAUACAAAGUACGGAAUGGGCGUGAAUUAGCGAUAUACUAGCUAAAUUGUAUUUUACGAUUGCCUUCGUGUUCGCUCAAAAUCGACAACACGUUUGAUGACAUACUUUGAGCGUGGCCGUGUACAUUCAUUUAUAAUUAUGAUUUAACGUACC